GAGGAUUCUCCUGUGCAGUGAUGUAUGAAGAGCUUCUGUACUUGAGCACAGUGUGACAUGGACAGGACACUAAUGCACUAAAACUCCAUAUGGAUCAGGCCUUACUAUGGACACCUUCACUGUAAGUACUGGAAACACAAGCCUUCCAGACAGUGAAGUCAGUUGAAAUCAGAGCAUUUGAAGUGUGAAGAAGGCCCACGUUUGGAAAGUGGGUGAGGAAGGAAUGGCAGAGUUUUGGCUGAUUUCAGUUCCACUGGACAAAGUCAGUUCACAGUCUUUGGAAAAGCUUAAAAGGGCCACAGUCAAAGCCAGCCUGGGAAGCUACUUCAGAUUUCACAUCCCAGAGCUGAAGGUAGGCACACUGGAUGUGUUGCUCAGCGUGUCCGACGAUCUCUCCAGACUUGACUCCUACACAGAAGAUGUAAUGCGAAAAACAUCGCAGUGUAUGGCUGAGCACAUGGAGCACUGCGGUGACAAGUUCAUGGAGAACGUUCUGUCUAAUGGAGUGGAUCUGACCUCAUAUAUGACAAAGUUUCAGUGGGACAGAGCCAAGUAUCCCACUGCCCUGGCGCUUAAACCUCUCACUGAUCUUAUCUUCAAGCAAGUGGCCCAGGUCGAGACGGAGAUGAAGUCUCGUAAUGCUGCAUACAGUGAUGUAAAACUCAGUCUGCGAUCGCUUCAGGAUAAAAACGAGGGAAGUCUGCACACCAGAUCUUUGACUGGCAUUGUGAAAAAGGAGGAUUUGGUUCUGAACUCUGAGUAUCUCACCACUUUACUAGUUGUGGUUCCCAGGUUAGUGUGUUAGCAGUGGGAAAACACUUAUGAAUCCAUGUCAGAGUUUGUGGUUCCUCGCUCCAGCAGGAAAUUGCUAGAGGAAGAUGAUGCUGGGAUUUUCACUGUGACGCUAUUUAAGAAUGUCGUCAGCGAAUUCAAAGCCAAUGCCAAAAAGCAUAAAUUUGCAGUGCGGGACUUCAGCUUAGAAGAUGUAGAGAGGCAACAACAGGAGAUGAGCCGCCUCAGCAGUGAUAAGAAAGAACAGUAUGGAAUAUUUGUGCGCUGGCUGAAAGUGAAUUUUAAGGAAGUAUUUGUGGCCUGGAUCCACAUUAAGGCCCUUAGAGUGUUUGUUGAGUCAGUCCUCAGGUAUGGCCUGCCAGUCAGUUUCCAGACUCUCCUGCUCCAGCCACAGAAGAAGCAGGUAAAACGGCUACGAGAGGAGCUCAACUCUGUAUUCACACAUCUGGACCCCAUGACUGUGACUGGAAAACAGGAAGUGGGACUUGACAUUGCAGAGGUUAACAUAGGACAGCAGGAAUACUACUCCUACAUCUAUUACCCAAUCAGCAUUAACUUAGUGGACUCCAGCUAGCAGACACAGAAUAAACAAAAAAACAGACUCAUACAUGAUGCCCAUGUGACUCAGACAAGGCUCUCAAAAUGGCAAAAGGGAUUUACAAAGACGAUUGUAAUGAAAAAAUGUGAACAUCAACGUAAC
Tachysurus vachellii is the source of this 1492-nucleotide messenger RNA. It is a transcript of the gene atp6v1c2, whose product is annotated as ATPase H+ transporting V1 subunit C2. The transcript is spliced from 14 exons. Gene Ontology annotation, molecular function: proton-transporting ATPase activity, rotational mechanism. The record is from RefSeq and is a predicted model, not a curated record. Gene Ontology annotation, biological process: proton transmembrane transport. Gene Ontology annotation, cellular component: vacuolar proton-transporting V-type ATPase, V1 domain; lysosomal membrane. NCBI's taxonomy places the organism in Eukaryota, Metazoa, Chordata, Actinopteri, Siluriformes, Bagridae.